GAGUCAGACCGCAAUCAAUCCUUUCCAUCCUCCACCAUUUCCCUACGCCAUAACGGCCUUUCACUAUCAUACCACAGGCCCACCGCCUUGAUUUGUGUCAAGUCAAUUUGUCCCGAGUAAUCUUUCUGCUAUGGACCGGGAACUCGCCCAAUUUGUUCAGGCGACUCUCAUCGCAUCGGACCCAUCGCAAGCUUCUCUGCAUGAGCAGGCUUUGGAGUAUCUCUCUAACAUCGAAAAAAAUGCGCAAAACACAUGGCAACUGGCGUUGACCUUGUUCCUGGACACCGCGCCGGAUGGAGGGCGUAAAUACCCCUCGCAGUCGAGAUUUUUCGCUCUUAGGGUUUUGGAUGGGUUUCUAGACAACCGAUUCGAACCAUUGGACAAUGUCACCUUUCAGACCUUACAGCAAUCGCUCUUGGGUUAUAUACAAUCUGAGUAUAUUUAUGGUUCCUCGGAAAGCAGCGCGACCUUUUUGCGUAACAAGUUCUCGCACACUUUGACACUAUUUUUUCUAGCAACAUACGUAGACCAAUGGCCAACAUUCUUCAUAGACUUGUUUUCUCUGAUGCGUCCGGCGGAGUCAUCCUUACAACCCUCAUUCAAUCCACAUCUCUCUCUCUUGCUCUUCCACAUUGUCCUUGAAAUUUCUGGGGAAGUCGCAGAUCAGAUCAUUAAGUCUGCACGACAACACAGCAGUGUACGACAUGCUCGGGAUGCGCGUGUUCGGGAUGCAGUUCGAGAACGAGAUGCUGUGCGAAUUAAUGAAGCGGUUUUAACCAUCGUCGUUGAUGCCGCUGACAGGAUGAUGAAGCUUCAAAAGGGUGAACUUGCGCCCACGUCUGAACGAGAAUCAACAGAAGUUAUUGAAGUAGUCGAUUGGGGAAUUCGAACAUUUGGCUCCUACGUCGGGUGGAUUGACAUCAACUUGACUGUCACGCCAACCACUGUUCCUUUGCUAUUCAUGCUCUUGUCUGAUCAGUCUCUAGCUAUCCGUCUCGCAGCGUCUGUCGCAUUGCUCCGAAUUCUAUCCAAAGGCCUAAAAGAACCCGGGGACAAACUUCAGCUCAUCAAAGUGUUAUCGUUGGGACAGGUCCUAGAGGCUUUAGAGGAGAAGACGCGGACGGAGCAGGCGAUCCGUGGAGAAGCUGUUGAUGAAGGAGAAGAAUCCUAUCGUGAGGCCCUUGGCAGGCUGCUUAACGUUCUUGGCUUAGAGUUGAUGAAACUCGUCGACGAGUGUCCACUCGAAGACAUCCGGUCGGAAGCGUCACGCUUGCUGAACCAAACUCUCCCUGGCAUGCUCCAUUUCAUGGCAGACGACUACGACGAUACGUGUUCAACAAUAUUUCCUAUGGUUCAAACUAUCCUUGCCAGUUAUAAACGAAGUCGAAAAACGUCGUCGGAUCCUGUGGAGUCAGAAAAACGCUCGUUUCUCACAUCUCUUCUCGGUGUCAUCUUCACAAAGAUGAAGUGGGAAGAAGACACAGACGUAGACGAAUUAGAUGAUGAAGAUCGCGGUGCCUUCGAGAGUCUCCGAAAGGACUUACGUUCAUUCGUGGACUCUGUGAUCUUCAUUGAUCAAGACCUUGUCACCGACGCCGUGAGAGCGCAAGCGUUAGACAUAUUGAACGCAUACAGUGCUGGUGUCUCCGUGAAAUGGAAUGAUGCUGAGCUAGCGAUCUAUUUGGUCUACAUCUUCGGCGAAAUCAACAAAACUGGCGGCAAAGGGCGCAGUGCCUUCUGCAAGACUCCUGUGGCGGUAGCAAAGGAAAAGCGAAAAGAAACCGACUACUCGACUUUUCCUUUGACUACUCAUGGCGAAAUGAUCUAUACGCUCAUUCAAUCUGGAAUAUCUGCGUACCCUCAUCGAACAGUGGUGAUGCAAUUCUUCGAGACCGUUGUGCGAUACAGCGACUUCUUCAAAGUACGCAAAGAGUGUAUUCUCCCAACAUUGCAGUCGAUGGUAGACACAAGGGGCUUGCACAACCCAAACUCGACCGUGCAAUCACGUGUAUACUAUCUGUUUCAUAGAUUCGUCAAGGAAAGCCGGAACGAAGUCACACCUGAUCUUGCUGGGACUUUACUUGAAGGUAUUCGUGACAUCUUAGCCAUACAAGUCGAGCUUCCCGAACUCGAAAGUCCCGAACAAGACCUAUUGUCUGAAGCCAUAAAAAACACUAGCUCUUUUGAUGCUCAACUCUACCUCUUCGAGACCGUCGGCACACUCGUUUCCCUGUUCUGGAAAUCGCCUGACCAGCCAGCCCUGCUAUCGUCCUUCGUCAAGCCGCUUCUGGACGAGCUGUCUGUAAGCCUGCAAGCUAUCAAGGGCGCGCAGGACGUUGUGCCCAUCCUCAAAGUUCAUCAUACUAUCAUGGCUCUAGGAAACAUUGCAAAGGGGUUCCCGGAAUAUCCCUCCCCGCUUCCAGAAGGAUACACCUUACCUCCUCUGGACGUGUUUCAGGACAUAGCUCAAGCUAUUCUCAUGUCGUUAGCGGCGAUGAAUGUUUUCAAGCCUGUUCGUGAUGCGACUCGUUUUGCGUUUGCACGAAUCUUAGCAACGACUGGUCCAAGUGUCACACGUUUCAUCCCACCGCUUAUGGCCAACCUGCUCGCCCACUUUGAGCUAAGCGAGUUGGUCGACUUUAUGAACUUCAUCAGUCUUCUAAUCCACAAGCUUCAACAAGAUUUGUUUGACGUCCUGAAUGAGCUUAUUGGCCCGCUCAGUGCUCAUAUCACCGGAAUACUAUCUCAACCUGUCAGUGGGACCGAUGAUGAAUUGUCUCAUGCGGAAAUAAAGAAGGCCUAUCUCGCACUACUCAAUAACGUGGUCUCCUCAAAAUUGCACAGGAUCUUUAUAUCUGAUCAAAAUAAGAAUCGGUUCGAGCCUUUACUCGAGAACAUGCUACAGCUCGCUGGGGAUGUAUCCGAUCCGUACAGUGAAAGGGCUGCAUUCACAUUUUUAGGAAGAAGCAUCAAUGUUUGGGGUCAGCCGUUGACUGCUGCAACCGGAGAUUCCUCUGCGACUUCACUAGGCCUCCAAGGUUUCGAGAGAAUUAUCUACGAAAACAUCGUUCCUGCUGCAUUUCGGGUCUUGUCAUUGCCCGAGUUUAAUAUAAAGGACGGCCAGAUUCUCAUGGUCCUUCAUGAGAUAGCCAACCUUCUUCAGGCUAUUGUCAGGACACGGGGUCAGGAGGCUUUCGAAUUCUUUAUCUCUAUAUUUUUGCCGGCGCAGAACUGGCCUCCAGAAACGGCCGUCGAGUUCACCACGAAGAUGCGGGAUCUCGAUAACAAAAAUUUCAGGAAGUAUUUCUCGGAUUUCGUGCGUGCUUCGCAGUCCGCCUCAUAACACGUAUACCGGAAGAAAUCUUUUCUCAUUAGAGCUACUUGGCUAACUUACUUCAACUGUGAUUGGAAUCUGCACUGCCCAUACUAUACAAUCUCGUCCAUGUUUUCACAUUUAUCGCACACUCCACCUGUUGUUCUACUAUUACUGCCGUCGCUUUUGUCGUUACACCCACACUUGUCUUCGUCCUAAUCGCUCGGUCGAGACCUAACUUUUUAGGCUU
This is a messenger RNA of Heterobasidion irregulare TC 32-1, 3563 nucleotides long. RefSeq lists its product as uncharacterized. Bases 131 to 3343 code for a protein of 1070 amino acids. Gene Ontology annotation, cellular component: nuclear pore; nuclear matrix; cytoplasm. The record is from RefSeq and is a predicted model, not a curated record. The transcript is spliced from 13 exons. Gene Ontology annotation, molecular function: small GTPase binding; tRNA binding. NCBI's taxonomy places the organism in Eukaryota, Fungi, Basidiomycota, Agaricomycetes, Russulales, Bondarzewiaceae. Gene Ontology annotation, biological process: tRNA re-export from nucleus.